Molecule: messenger RNA, 579 nt
Organism: Clupea harengus (Atlantic herring)
Lineage: Eukaryota; Metazoa; Chordata; Actinopteri; Clupeiformes; Clupeidae
Product: mucin-2-like
Exons: 3
Coding region: 1-579 (192 amino acids)
Cellular component (GO): extracellular matrix
Molecular function (GO): protein binding
Source: RefSeq, a predicted model, not a curated record
AUGGGCAUUUAUUUGGUUAUUGAAGCCAGUAACGGUCUUAUUCUCAUAUGGGACAAGAAAACAAGCAUGUUCAUCAAGCUCAGUCCAGAAUUCAAUGGUCGUGUCUGUGGUCUGUGUGGAAACUAUGAUGGCAACACCAACAAUGACUUCACCACAAGAAGUCAAGAAGUUGUCAUUGAUGCCCUGACAUUUGGUAACAGCUGGAAGUUUUCUUCAAGCUGUCCAGAAUCAACGGUUGCAGUUAGCCCAUGUGCUAAUAAUCCUUAUAGGCAGUCUUGGGCUCAGAGACAAUGUAGCAUCAUCACAAGCAGCGUCUUCUCCUCCUGCCAUUCCCAGGUGGAUCCCUCGAAUUACUAUGAUGCUUGUGUGAGUGACUCGUGUGCCUGUGAUAGUGGUGGAGACUGUGAGUGCUUCUGCACUGCAGUGGCAGCUUAUGCAGCUGCCUGCAAUGAAGCAGGAGCCUGUGUAGCCUGGAGAACCCCAAGGAUCUGCCGUAAGUCUCCCAUCCCUUGGCGACAUAAUCGUGCUGACCAUUACCUUAAAAUAAACCGUAUCACCGGUAAUAUCAAUGGAGCCUAG